Molecule: messenger RNA, 480 nt
Organism: Cladophialophora bantiana CBS 173.52
Lineage: Eukaryota; Fungi; Ascomycota; Eurotiomycetes; Chaetothyriales; Herpotrichiellaceae
Exons: 2
Coding region: 1-480 (159 amino acids)
Source: RefSeq, a predicted model, not a curated record
AUGUCGAUCGUGAUUUAUUGCAAAAAGAAAAUCGAAGACCCACGGCUGCACUGUCUCUGGCUUCUACUGACGUACAAAUCCAUGGGUCUGUACGGGGCAACGAGACUCGAAUUUACGCCGAGCAUCAUGGGUACCAGGGGCUUCAAAGCCAUGCAUUUCUUAUAUAUUGCCUUCCAUCUUGGCUCACGCGAUACGCGACAGCCAACUCGAAAAGUCAACAUGGAAAUCAAAGUCUCGACCCUCCUCGCCUACUUUCUCCUUACCGCCACCACUAUCAAUGCCGCCGCUGUUCCCCUAGGCGCACGUCAGCUUUCUGAGUGCUACGGCAAGGACUGUAUUGGCAACAAGCGAGCCGUCGAGAUUGAGGAACGCCAACUGUCUGAGUGCUACGGCAAGGACUGUAUUGGCAACAAGCGGGCCGUCGAGGUUGACGCACGUCAGCUGUCUGAGUGCUACGGCAAGGACUGCAUUGGCAACUAA